This is a messenger RNA of Entelurus aequoreus (snake pipefish), 4711 nucleotides long. RefSeq names its product prospero homeobox protein 1-like. Lineage: Eukaryota; Metazoa; Chordata; Actinopteri; Syngnathiformes; Syngnathidae. Gene Ontology annotation, molecular function: DNA-binding transcription factor activity, RNA polymerase II-specific; RNA polymerase II cis-regulatory region sequence-specific DNA binding. Gene Ontology annotation, biological process: regulation of transcription by RNA polymerase II. The record is from RefSeq and is a predicted model, not a curated record. Bases 379 to 3048 code for a protein of 889 amino acids. The transcript has 7 exons. Gene Ontology annotation, cellular component: nucleus.
GGUCAGGUGGGGGCGUUGCCCACCACGUGACGCGGCGUCUUAAGCGUGUACUUCCACGCACGUCUCGGCGCUGCUUUCUUCGGGGUUGGAAGUCUUCUCGUCGGAGAGCGGAAAGUGUAGCGGACGGGCCGGGUGCGCGCUCGUCAUCAUUUGGAGGAGGCGACGCGCGCUCUAUCUCUCUGACGCGCGUAUACGCACCCACGCACGCAGCCGGCGCGCACGCUCUCACACGCCCGGAGACGCUCUUGUCGCCGCAGUCAAUCACCGGCACCGACCUGCACGGAUCUUUUUUCCUCUUUUUUUUUUCCCACUCCCGCGUAGACGCUUGCAGUGCCCCUUAUCCCACCCACGGUCAUGUCGGUUUAGCUGCCCUGCGGGAUGCCUGAUCAUGACAGCGCCGCGCUCCUAACCAAACAGACCAAGCGUAGACGCGUGGACAUCGGGGUGAAAAGGACCGUGGGCGGCGUGACCGGGAUCCUGCUCGACAGCAUGAACCUGCAGUCGCACAGCCCCGAUCGGGACGGGGACCUCUCGCUGGUCGCCCGCGGCCACGGCGGCAACGGCAACGGCGACGGGGAGAAAUCCAACGUUCUGAGGAAGCUGCUGAAAAGGGCCAACUCGUACGAGGACACCAUGAUGCCUUUCCCCGGGGCGACUAUUAUCUCGCAGCUUCUUAAGAGCAACAUGGGAAAGAAUGGCGGGAGUGACUCCGGCUUUCAGGGCAGUGGAGCUCUGUCCAGUGGGGGCUCGGAGAUCCAGGCCGAGGACGGCUGCAGCAACGCCUCCUCCCAAGACCGGGACAGUCCGUCCAACUGCAUUUCCCCCGGACCCUCUCUCCCUUUGGCUCCGCCUUCUUUCGGGCGACCGACUUCCAACCUCAGUUCCCAUACUGUUCAGCCGCUCUCCAUCACGUCAUUUGACUUUGACAGGCUGUCAGAUGAGCACCUUCGGGCGAAGCGGGCCCGGGUGGAAAACAUCAUCCGUGGCAUGAGUCAUUCCCCGCUGGUCCAGCCCAGCAUUGCCGGUAACCACGGCAAAGAAACCAACUUCGACAAUGAGAGGUGCAGAAACGGCGGUACUAACGAGCACAGAGGCAUCAGUCACGGCCACAGCCGAAGCGACCGCACCUCUUCCCUUCUCAGCUCUCCAGGUUUACGAGCCGGCGGGGUUAGCGCCGGCGAGGUCUACCGGGAGAACAAAAGGAAGCAGCGCCUGCCUCAACAGCAGCAAAGCUUCCCGCAGCUGGUGUGUUCCAGGCAGGAGCAGCGACAAGAGGAGAGGAGGCAGCUGAAACUGCAGCUGGAAGACAUGCAGAAGCAACUGCGCCAACUCCAGGAGAAGUUCUAUCAGAUCUAUGAUUCUGAGACAGAAGAAGAGGAGGAGAUCCACGACGGUGGCGAGGGGGACCGAGGCGGUGAGAGGGAUGAGGAUGGUAACCUGUCUGAGGACAGUAUUCGCUCUGAUGGUCUAGAGGAGAGGCACAGAGACAGAGGGCGCCGCCGCCAUGAUGAACUGUCAGAACUGGACCCGGGCCUGUUCCUGGACCGGGCCAGAGCCCUACUUAGACAGCAGGCCUUGAUGGAUGGCGAAAUGUUGGACGAUGUGGAAGGGAGGUCGCAGGAGGAGGAAGAGGAGAUGAAUGCGGAGAGGAUGGUGAAGAGGAAAGGAGGGAGACAGUUAGCGGAGACGCUGAAGCAAGAGCUCAACUGCGCCGUCUCGCAGGUUGUUGACACCGUCGUCAAGGGGUUCUCAUCGCCCAAGCAAGCCGUCAGCCAUCAUCAUGGCUGUCACAGUAGCACCCCAGCUGCCCCUUCCUCUUCCUCCAAUUCAUCCUCCUCCUGUCCGCCGCUCUUUGGGCCUCUCCCCUCCCUCACCCCGGAUUCCCGUUUCGGUGGCGGCGCGUUGGCCCUGAGUCUCAACGGGGACGGCAGCCCCACCUCCAACUACCACUCGUCCAAUCAGAGGCUCCACUGUUUCGGAGACAUCAUCGCUCCCAGCCCGCUGGAUUCCUUCAACGGUCUAAGCGGCAGAUUAAGCAGCUUGCCAACUCCCAACGACCAAACCGAGGCGUUGCCGCUAGUGGUCCGCAAGAGCGGCGGCGGCGGCGGCAGCGGCUGUGAGGAAAACGGCAACCCAUCUCUACCUCCUCCUCCACCUCCACACCACCCCUCUCUCCACCCAUCCCCCCUCACUGCCACUCUUGGCUUCAGCCCUCCGUCCUUUCGCCAUCCGUUUCCCCUCCCGCUUAUGGGCUACCCCUUUCACAGCCCUCUGGGAUCGCACGGGGGCGGAGCCGGGUACACCACAGGGCCCAAGGACCACCACCACCACCACCACCACCACAUUCGCUCCUCCCCGGAUUCCAUGGACAUGACCCGAGAAACUCUAAGCCUGAGAACCAAAAUGGCCACCCUAGGAGGAGGGCACCUCGGUCACCACCACAACAGGCAGAGUUCCCCGAGCCAACACGGGCCCGAAAGCUUGUCGCUGUCCCUCAUCAAGUCCGAGUGUGGUGACCUGGCCGACAUGGCCGACAUCUCACCUUAUUCAAGCAGCACCAUCCAAGAGGGUUUGUCACCCAACCACCUGAAGAAGGCCAAGCUCAUGUUCUUCUUCACUCGCUACCCCUCCUCCAACAUGCUCAAAAUGUUCUUCUCCGACGUCAAGUUUAACCGCUGCAUCACCUCCCAGCUGAUCAAGUGGUUCAGCAAUUUCCGGGAGUUCUACUACAUCCAGAUGGAGAAGUUUGCCCGGCAGGCCAUCAACGAGGGCGUGACGGCCGUGGACGAGCUGACGGUGGGCCGCGACGCAGAGCUUUUCCGCGCGCUCAACAUGCACUACAACAAAGCCAACGACUUUGAGGUGCCUGAUCGAUUUAUCGAGGUGUCCCAGGUGACCCUUCGCGAGUUCUUCAACGCCAUCGUGGCGGGCAAAGACGCCGACCCGUCGUGGAAGAAGGCCAUCUACAAGGUGAUCUGCAAACUGGAUAGCGAGGUCCCCGACACGUUCAAGUCCCCAAACUGCCUCCAGGAGCUCCUGCACGACUGACAAUUAAGGGACGAGGGCCGGGAGCACCUGGCCAGCUAACCCGGAUCGUUGCGUGGAUCGUGUGAAACUAAAAUGUUCAUAAUGUGUCGUUAGGUGACGCGGAAUGAGAACACCUUUUUUUUUCCUGGACUAUUCCUCUUGAGAGAGUCGCACUUACAGAUGUUCCUCUUCCUCGGACCGCUUUGUCCACGCAUGCUCUUCAUCCUCUCUCGCGGACAGUGGGCGGAGCCAACUGGCGAUAAAGAAAUUAAUAUAUAAAAGAUCUUUUUAUUGUUGGUGUUUGUAAGUGUAAUGGACAUUUAUGAGGGGAAAAAAAAAAAAAAAAAGAGAUGUUUCUGUAUUUUUUUUUUUUGCUUACCACCUUUGUAUAAACGUACAUCCUCACCUCAUGCACGGUGUGUCGCGUUCAGUCUAACCCAGGGGUGUCAAACUCAUUUUAGAUGGAGGAAAAUCUACUCCCGAGUGGGCCGGGACUGGUAAAAUCACGGCACGGUAACUUAAAAAUAAAGACAACUUCAGAUUGUUUUCUUUGUUUAAAAAUACAACAAGGACAUUCUGAAAAUGUACAAAUUAUAAUGUUGUAUGUUUUUGUUUUUUUUACACUUACAUGUUGCCGUUAAUAGUAUUCUACCUUUAUUUGUCGUUAUUUAUACUUUCUGAAUAAAUUAUGUGAUAAUGUUCGUUGGUCAACUCAUUGGUGUUAAUUUACAAUCUAUCAAGAUAAAAAAGUAAUAUCAAAAUCAGGACUUCCGCCUCAGCUAACCUCCACACAUAGUCACACACCAUGAACCCAUUUUGGAUUUAGUCACACUCCAUAACCUUGUUUAAUUAUAUUAUUGUAUUUUCAUUAUAUAUAUAUAAUAAAACAUAUAGCUACUAUGUCCCCUUGUGGUCUGUGCCGUCUACUCCCCCCUGUUUUUGCGAAAUUUGUUGAAAAAAAAGGCCUCCAUCAAGCAAAACGUCUUACUUGCUCGACAACAAAGUGUCCAUAAGUCAACGACUAUUUUCAUUGACCUAUUGUGUUGUACGUGCUUGUAUUUUUCUAAAAAAAUACACCACAUGGUGGCGCUAGCAUUAAACCCCAACAGUCAAGUCAAAUUUCUCACACAGCUCAACACACUUUAACUUUAGGGUGUUUUGCCGAAUUUCCAUACAAGAUGUUAUUUAUGUAGUUUCCUCUAUUUUUCACAUAUGUAGCAUUAUCUAAAAAGAUACAAAGAAUUGCUAUUGCGACAUCCAGUGGACACAUUUAGAACCGCAGUUUCUUUCAUUCAAAAAUUUCGGCUCAUUUUUACUACUUAGCAAACUCGCGGGCCUGCCUUAUAUAAAACUAAAAUUUGGCUUGGUAAAUAAGUAGAGAACAAUUGAGUGAACAGAUCCUCUAUUGCGCCCACUAUACCCUUUCUAAAAACAGCGCCAACAAUACUUCAUUUACGUGCCGAGACCUGAAAAUUAACCAAAUAUGAGCGAUAUUGUUAUUAUAAGCGCCAACGCGGACGGCUUAUUUUUUUUGAAGCAUUGAUACCGGCGAGCUAAUGCUAGCUUUUGCUGCUAUUGUUGACACACAGAGCUUCGGCUUUGUCUCAAGUUUGUGAAAAAGUAAAUUCUAGAUUAAAUUUCAUGCAUCUCUCACCUUUUGAUUGAUUGAUUGAUUGAUUGAUUG